UUGUAAAUUGCUCUUUAUAAAAGGAGACUUCACAAAAUUUUCUCGCGUCAUUCUACUGGACUCAUUUGACUUGCCAAUUUUCAUCAUCACUAUCACUCCAAGCCCAAAAAGUUCCGGCCCAUGGACUCCUCCACCGUAGACGGCGGUGCAUCGCUUCCCUCUACCGGCACCGACGGUAAGAAACGCCGUGUCUCUUAUUUCUACGAGCCAACAAUCGGCGACUAUUACUACGGUCAAGGUCAUCCGAUGAAGCCUCACCGUAUUCGUAUGGCCCAUAAUCUCAUCGUCCACUAUUAUCUCCACCGGCGUAUGGAAAUCAGCCGUCCUUUUCCCGCCGGAGACGAUGAUAUCCGGAGGUUUCACUCGUCGGACUAUGUCGAUUUUCUCUCUUCCGUUUCGCCUGAGACGUUACAUGACCAUACACAUGCGCGGCAUCUGAAGAGGUUUAAUGUUGGUGAAGAUUGCCCGGUUUUUGAUGGACUUUUUGGGUUUUGUCAAGCGUCGGCUGGUGGAUCUAUUGGUGCGGCGGUUAAGCUGAAUAGGCAGGAUGCGGAUAUAGCGAUUAAUUGGGCUGGUGGAUUGCACCAUGCAAAGAAAAGUGAAGCUUCUGGAUUCUGUUAUGUGAAUGAUAUUGUUUUGGGUAUUCUCGAGCUGCUUAAAGUCCAUAAGCGUGUAUUGUAUAUAGACAUUGAUAUUCACCAUGGUGAUGGUGUUGAGGAGGCUUUUUUCACCACAGAUAGAGUCAUGACAGUGUCUUUUCAUAAGUUUGGGGACUUCUUUCCUGGUACGGGGCACAUCAAAGACAUUGGUGCAAAUCAAGGGAAGUACUAUGCCCUAAAUGUCCCAUUGAAUGAUGGAAUGGACGACGAAAGUUUCGGUAGACUAUUUCGUCCCACAAUACAAAAGGUCAUGGAGGUCUACCAACCUGAUGCUGUUGUUCUUCAAUGUGGGGCUGAUUCACUGGCUGGAGACAGGCUGGGUUGCUUCAACUUGUCUGUCAAGGGUCAUGCAGAUUGCCUUAGAUACCUCAGAUCCUUCAAUGUCCCUCUGAUGGUAUUGGGUGGUGGAGGUUAUACUAUAAGAAAUGUCGCUAGGUGCUGGUGCUAUGAGACAGCAGUUGCAGUUGGAGUAGAGCCUGAAAAUAAAUUGCCCUACAAUGAAUAUUAUGAGUAUUUUGGCCCAGAUUAUACUCUUCAUGUUGAACCAAAUCCCAUGGAGAAUCAAAAUUCACCUAGGGAUCUGGAAAAGAUCAGGAACAUAUUGCUUGAGCAACUUUCACAGUUACCUCAUGCUCCUAGUGUGCCAUUUCAAACCACUCCUUCUACAACAGAAGUUCCAGAGGAGAAAGAGGAAAAUAUGGAUCGAAGGCCAAAACCACGGAUAUGGAAUGGUGAAGGUUAUGAGUCUGAUGCUGAUGAAGAUGAGAAGCCUAGGCAACGAAGUUCAGAUAGUAAUCUUACUCCAGUAGAAUCAUCUGACAUGAGGGAUGUUGACAACCAAGCCAAUGGAGAUGACAUGGUUGAUGAUCAUUCCUAGUUCAAAGCUCUUCUACAUCAUCCCAAAUGCAAUGACUGAUAAUUUUUCUGGGUUGGAAGUACAAGCAAUGGUCUUUUGACCUUCUCCUCUUAUGAGCAGUUGUUCUUAUGUCGAAAACCGAGUUGUCGUACAUGGGAAAAGAUUAACAUUGUAGAUUGUAGUUGGGUUGGUUUUAGAUUAGUUUAAUGAGUUCAAUGCCUGAAGUGAGAGUGUAAUGCAGUCCUCGUAAAUGGACCGGUGCACCACUGUGCAGACGGAAUUUUUUUUUUAUGGAUACUGCUGAUAAGAUGCAAUCAUCUUUGUUCUGUGGAUUUAUCCAUGUACUUUUGAGUCAGCGAUAGUCUCAUUUCUUGU
Molecule: messenger RNA, 1890 nt
Organism: Capsicum annuum
Lineage: Eukaryota; Viridiplantae; Streptophyta; Magnoliopsida; Solanales; Solanaceae
Product: histone deacetylase 6
Exons: 6
Coding region: 121-1536 (471 amino acids)
Molecular function (GO): histone deacetylase activity
Source: RefSeq, a predicted model, not a curated record